Spathaspora passalidarum NRRL Y-27907 is the source of this 1913-nucleotide messenger RNA. RefSeq lists its product as uncharacterized. Gene Ontology annotation, cellular component: cytoplasm; nucleoplasm. The transcript has a single exon. The coding region runs from base 438 to 1253 and encodes 271 amino acids. The record is from RefSeq and is a predicted model, not a curated record. NCBI's taxonomy places the organism in Eukaryota, Fungi, Ascomycota, Pichiomycetes, Serinales, Debaryomycetaceae. Gene Ontology annotation, biological process: negative regulation of SCF-dependent proteasomal ubiquitin-dependent catabolic process; regulation of ERK1 and ERK2 cascade; negative regulation of protein binding. Gene Ontology annotation, molecular function: F-box domain binding.
UUUUAUCUAUUUUUCAUUUCUCCUAGUCAGAAAGAUACUAAAUAUUUUUGAAUUUACUUACAUUUUAUAAGUUUCCUUUCAAUUGAUAUAAGUCUAUCAUUAAAGGAUUUCAAUAGUAGCCCAGUCUACCGUAUUUCAGCUUCGAGUUCAACCUUCGUUCACAUAAGAUUUCCACAAGGAGUCAUAAAUACUUGAGAAGAAAUUUAAUAUCACACGCGUUUUCAACUAACAACUGGAAUCAGUAUACUUGUUAAAGCCACUACUUAACACUACUGAUUGACACCCGGUAUUACUUCCAACUGAAUACCAACGUAUAUUACUUUCCCAUUAUUGCAAAAAAAAAAAAGUAAUAAUUUUUUUGGUGCAGAGGAAAAAAAGAGAAAAAGCAGCAACAUUUUUUUUUAUAGAGCCAAAUUUCCACUUUGCAACAACAAACAAUGUUUACCUCCUGGCAAGAAACCAUGUUUUUCAACCCCGAAUCUCCUCAAGAGAUUUGUCCUAAUAUCUGGUUAGGUCCAUACAGUUCGUUGUCGGGGUCAUUUCUCGUGGAAAAUCCCAUGCAGAUCAUUAUAAACUGUGGGACUACCUUGAAGUUUCUCGACUUGGUUGAAAAUGACAAAAGUGUUGCUAUUUCAUCAGAUGUGAUUUUAUUAAGUCUUGACCCAGCCUUUGACUCAAAUCAUGAAUUAGUUGACAAAUUCAAACGCCAAUUCACGAAAAUAUUACAACAUUACCUUAACUUUUUCUAUUUAGAAAAUCCCAAGUCCGCGCUUUUAAUGCAUAAGCUACCACAAAAUUCAAUUGAAUUAACAUCACCAAUUAUUUCAGGAAGUAAUUUGAAGUUGCAAUUUUUCAAUUUGAUCAGAUUAAUGACAUUAUUUAAACUGAUUAACCCGUCAUUACAAAUUUUGGUGGUAUCUGACGACGGAAAUAGCUCACUUUCCACCGGGUUAGUCAUUGCCUAUUUGAUGGAUUGUUAUAGGUACAAUGUUGCCAAUUCCUUCAGAUUGAUUCAACAUCGUCGUCCAAGUGUUCGUGAAUUGAAUAGCAACUUUUAUGAUGAUUUGUUAAUUAUUGAACACUUGAAGAAAUUUUAUGUGGAAAAUUGUGAAAUUAAAAAUUGUCAUACCCCAAUUGCCACCACAAAUUAUAUGUUAAAGAGAAGAAAUGACGAAUGUGUAGAGGACGAGGACGAUAUGGUGGACGAAAUUUUAGUGGGCGGCGGGGACAGAAAAAGAAGAUUUGUACAUUAGCACUGUGUGCGAACAGCCAUAGUUUUGCACCUCCCCUGUGUAUUACAUCGCUACGCGUGGCUUGCAUAAGCCAUAGUAUGGCAGUAUAUUUUUAUUUGCUUAGUUUAUGUUGUAUUAUUAUUUAUUUAUGUACAUGUUAUUUAUACUUUUUUGUAGAGAGCCUUGACCAUGGGCUAUAAAGAUCCGAAGGUGAACUUUUAUUGUGGCACACUUAAACCCACCUUGUUGGCGGUCUUUCUGACAUUAUCUUCUUGAGACAUAGUUAAUCCUGGGUUAUAUCUUUCUAAUAAUUCAAUAUACACCCGUUGACUGUUUAAGAAAGUAACCAUGUUAUGUAAAUUUUGUCUUUGGUGCACACUCAUUUCCUUCUGUUGAACGUAGUCUUUCAAGAUAUGACUGUCAUGUAAUUCCUUAUGUUCAACUGCUUCUGUAGUUUCAUUUAACUUUUUCAAUUUUGAUUCCAAUUCACGGACAUCUUUACCUUGUUUUAUCCCAGUAAGUUUUUGGUAACUUAAUAAUGCAAUUUGCUUUUCUCGCUCACGGGCUGCUUGAACUUGAUGUGCCUUAUUUUGAAUAAUAAGAAGUUCUUCAAGUAAAGUUUUAGUCAACUGCUUGACAGAUGGGAAAGUUUUUGAAUAAAUAGACAUGGUGUGGCUUGAC